CACUAAUUCCGUCGUUUCGAUUCACGAGUUAUCGCUCUUGAAUGCAGGUAUAAACACUUCCGGUAGAAUUGAAAGUAAGCCUAAAGUCAAAUCCCCGCUAUUAUUUGAACCAAACAUUAUGCAUUUAGAUAGUAAAACAACGAUAGAAGAUAUUCUUAAUUACAAGAAAACCGAUAUUCAGUCGUAUUUAAAGAGUAAAAGUAAAAAAAUAAGCGGCACGAAGCUUGAACUAGCGAGAAGAGCGUACGAAACAAACAAGGAUGACGAUGUAAAUAUUAAGUCUGUUGUCAAUUCUGAGCCGAAUCUAGUCGAUGAAAAAAUAGUUUCAAUAGACUCUUUAAAAACCGGCUGGACUUCUGAAAUACAAUUAAUUCCAAAAAUAUCUCACAAUGAUGUUGAAAAUUACCUAUUACACAGCAGUCACCGGACGGAAGACAAGGAAAAGAUGGAGUGUUAUCGUCAAUUUAUCAGAGGUUUUAACUUUUUUAAGGAAGGAUACGUACAAAAAAUAAUGAUUAACUUAAUUUCCGAAGAAAGCAAAUUUGGCUAUAUCCGUUCGAAAUGCAGCCCAUCUAUGAAACAGGGAAUGUACAACCAAUGGAUAUUAGUUUCACGAGAUUCUCCAUGCACUAUAACAAAGGCAUAUUGCUCGUGUCCUGCAGGACUUGGUGAGGGGUGCACCCAUAUUGCAGGCCUUCUCUUUUCCCUGGAUAAUAUAAACACAGCAGACAAAAAUGAAGAGCCAUGUACAUCAAAGCCCUGCGAGUGGUCAAAGCCAAGCAAGAGAAAGCGAGAGGCGGACAUGGUGAAAAACAUUCAAUUCAAAAAACUUAAAUAUGGUAAAGAACCUUCAGAAAAAUCAAGAUGUGAAUUCCCCCCUCCUGUACCAAAUGAUUCUUUCAGAACACAAUUGUGUUGUAAGCUGAGCAACAUCAAUUCAAAUGCUGUUUUAUUGCAAAUGAUAACACCUGAAAAAAACUGUGAAGUUCAUAGCGAUUUAAAUGUUGCUCGAUUUGAAGAGGUGGAAACCCCUGAAUACAUAAGUUACAAGUCUGACAAAUACAUUGAUAUUAAAGAGUUGAUAAGCCCCUGUUCAACAGCUAAGGAAGCAAUAGAAGCAAUAUCUAAUGUAUCUCUUGACAUAAUUAAAGAGUUAGAAAUUAGAACACGUGGUCAAAAUCAAAAUGAAAUGUGGAAAACUGCAAGAAAAUGCAGAAUAACUAGUUCCAACUUUCAUGAUGUAUAUGUCCGUAAGGAUUCAACAUCCCCUGAAAAACUAAUCGAAAAAUUUGUUGGAAAAGGUCAUGACUCCAUAGAUACCCCAGCAUUAAGGUGGGGAAGAAAAUAUGAACCAAUUGCUCGAAAAAGAUACAUAGCACAUAAAAAACUUUUUAACAAACAGAAAGUAAAUGUAGUCGACUGUGGUUUGUUCCUAAGUGAGCAUCAUGCAUAUCUGGGAUCAAGUCCUGAUGGUAUUGUGUAUUGUGAUAAAAAAGAUUCAAGGAAAUUAUUAGAAAUAAAAUGUCCAUACAGUGUUAGGGAAAAAACAAUUAUUGAAGCUUGCAAAUUGAGUGGCUUUUGCUGUAUAUAUGAUGAAGAUACAAAUGAAAUAUCAUUAAAGUCUACACACCGAUAUUACAGUCAGGUGCAAGGUCAAAUGGCCAUUUGCAAAAUUGAUACAUGUGAUUUUGUCUUGUUCACUAAAAAAGACUUUAAAAUAGUUGAGGUCUCCUUUGAUGCAGAUUAUUGGGAUAAAUUAAAGAAGAAACUUUAUGAGUUUUAUAUUGACAACAUGAUUCCUUCAUUACUCUCUUGAGCCUGGAGGAUGUAUUAA
Magallana angulata is the source of this 1834-nucleotide messenger RNA. RefSeq lists its product as uncharacterized. The coding region runs from base 119 to 1816 and encodes 565 amino acids. Gene Ontology annotation, molecular function: zinc ion binding. The transcript has 2 exons. The record is from RefSeq and is a predicted model, not a curated record. NCBI's taxonomy places the organism in Eukaryota, Metazoa, Mollusca, Bivalvia, Ostreida, Ostreidae.